AUGGCUCCCAAACAACAAAUUUCGAAAUUAAUUGUGCUCAUUCUAGCUUGUUUCUUCAUUGAAAGUAUUAAUGCUGAAAUUAGAGUUAUUAACGUCGGUGGUGGAGGUCAGCAAAAUUUAAAAUUUGACCCACAAUUUAUUACUGCACAUCAAGGAGAUAUC
Funneliformis mosseae is the source of this 162-nucleotide messenger RNA. Lineage: Eukaryota; Fungi; Glomeromycota; Glomeromycetes; Glomerales; Glomeraceae. The record is from the annotation of a GenBank genome assembly.